Candida tropicalis MYA-3404 is the source of this 648-nucleotide messenger RNA. RefSeq names its product centrin. NCBI's taxonomy places the organism in Eukaryota, Fungi, Ascomycota, Pichiomycetes, Serinales, Debaryomycetaceae. Gene Ontology annotation, cellular component: mitotic spindle pole body; half bridge of spindle pole body. Bases 1 to 648 code for a protein of 215 amino acids. The transcript has a single exon. Gene Ontology annotation, biological process: spindle pole body duplication. Gene Ontology annotation, molecular function: calcium ion binding; microtubule binding. The record is from RefSeq and is a predicted model, not a curated record.
AUGUCAGGUUUUAAGAGAGGUGACAGAAUAUCAUCUUUAGGAAAUACAAAUACUCCCAGCGGAAUGAUGUCUAAUAAAAGAGGAUUGUAUGGAAAUACUGGAAAUAUCCUACCAAACAAUAACAAUAAUAUUAACAACAACGGCAAUAAUAAUAGUAAUAAUAUCAACAAUACAAGCAUAAAUACUUCAGCGAUAAAACAAGAAUUAUUAGAUGAACAAAAGGCAGAGAUAAAAGAAGCAUUUGAAUUAUUUGAUAUGAAUGCAGAUGGAUGUUUAGAUUAUCAUGAAUUGAAAGUAGCUUUUAGAGCUUUAGGAUUUGAUUUAACUAAACGUCAAGUAUUGGAUAUUAUUCAUGAAUAUGAUACUGAAGAUACUAAUUUAAUAACGUAUGAUAAUUUUUUUAAAACAGUUGGAGAAAUGAUUAUAAAAAGAGAUCCAUUAGAAGAAAUCCGCCGUGCGUUUAGAUUAUUUGAUAUUGAUGGAACUGGUAAAAUCAGUGUAAGAAAUCUCAGAAAGAUUUCAAGAGAUCUCGGAGAAAAUCUAAGUGAAGAGGAAUUACAAGCAAUGAUUGAUGAAUUUGAUUUAGAUGAAGAUGGAGAAAGUAUGUAUUGUUUUAGUCAAUUCGAUCCUGUCAAACAAAGUUACUAA